GUGUAAUGAGAUUGCCCUCUCCAGUGUCAGAAAAAAGCGUGCGAAGGCCUCCACCACCUGUUCCUCCAGAAGAAAAUGGGAAUGAAGAGGAGGAGGUAGUGGUAGCAAUGUAUGACUUUGAGCCUACAGAACAUCAUGAUUUAAGAUUAGAGAAAGGUGAAGAAUACACAGUGAUAGAGAAGAAUGACCUUCACUGGUGGAAGGCGAGAGACAAAUAUGGAAAACAGGGGUAUAUUCCAAGCAACUACGUAACAGGAAAGAAGUCCAACAAUCUUGAUCAAUAUGAGUGGUACAGCAGAAACCUGAACAGAAGCAAAGCAGAGCAGCUCCUCAGAAACGAGGAUAAAGAAGGUGGUUUUGUGGUGAGAGACUCAAGUCAGCCUGGCCUGUACACAGUUUCCCUUUAUACAAAAUUCGGAGGAGAAGGUUCAUCUGGAAUAAGACACUACCACAUAAAAGAAACAGUGACGUCACCAAAGCAGUACUACCUCGCAGAAAAACAUCUCUUUAACUCCAUUCCAGAAAUAAUUGAUUAUCAUAAACAUAACGCAGCAGGUCUUGUUACCAGGCUGCGUUACCCAGUGACCCCAAAGAAGACAACAGCACCAACAACGGCAGGAUUCAGCUAUGAAAAAUGGGAAAUUAAUCCCUCAGAACUGACGUUCAUGAGAGAACUGGGGAGCGGUCUGUUUGGUGUAGUGCGCCUGGGGAAGUGGAGGGCACAGUAUAAAGUGGCCAUCAAGGCAAUUCGGGAAGGUGCGAUGUAUGAAGAGGAUUUCAUUGAAGAAGCUAAAGUAAUGAUGAAGCUAACACAUCCUAAAUUAGUACAGCUGUAUGGUGUGUGCACGCAACAGAGACCUAUUUACAUCGUGACAGAGUUCAUGGAGCAUGGCUGCCUUCUCAAUUACCUGAGGAAAAAACGGGGAGUUUUGAGUAAAGAUGUCCUGCUCACUAUGUGCCAAGAUGUAUGUGAGGGAAUGGAGUACCUGGAGAGAAACAGCUUUAUCCACAGAGACCUGGCUGCCAGGAACUGCUUGGUGAGUGACUCUGGAGUGGUCAAAGUAUCGGAUUUUGGCAUGACGAGGUAUGUCCUUGAUGAUCAAUACACAAGUUCCUCAGGGGCUAAAUUUCCUGUGAAAUGGUGCCCCCCAGAAGUCUUUAAUUACAGCCGAUUCAGCAGCAAAUCAGACGUGUGGUCAUUCGGUGUUUUAAUGUGGGAAGUAUUUACGGAAGGAAAAAUGCCCUUUGAAAAAAGCUCCAACUAUGAAGUAGUAACAAUGAUUAGCCAAGGACAUCGCUUGUAUCGGCCUAAACUAGCCUGUAAGCAGGUGUAUGAAAUGAUGAUGAUGUGCUGGCAGGAGAAACCAGAGGGACGCCCAACUUUUGAAGAGUUGCUUCACGCAAUCAUUGACAUUGCAGAGGGUGAAGAUGCUUUCUGAAAAAAUACAGCAGCAGCACAAGUACAGGAAAGAAGCUACUUUCCCGAGAUGUGACUUCACCAUUUCUUUCUGAAAGCUUGAUUCUGUGAGCUGCUGAAUGCUGCUGAAUAGUGUGGAGAACC
Nestor notabilis (Kea) is the source of this 1561-nucleotide messenger RNA. It is a transcript of the gene TEC, whose product is annotated as tec protein tyrosine kinase. Gene Ontology annotation, biological process: peptidyl-tyrosine autophosphorylation; tissue regeneration; B cell receptor signaling pathway. Gene Ontology annotation, molecular function: ATP binding; protein binding; non-membrane spanning protein tyrosine kinase activity. NCBI's taxonomy places the organism in Eukaryota, Metazoa, Chordata, Aves, Psittaciformes, Psittacidae. The record is from RefSeq and is a predicted model, not a curated record. The annotation marks the transcript as partial. The transcript is spliced from 13 exons.